GCUAAAUAACGAGAUUUUCUGAACUGGUUGAUGAAAAAAAUUCGGCCUUACACCAUUGUCUGAGUGUACGGACACUUUGACUUUGUUUGAUUGGUUAAAGAAAUAUAAAAAAUAUUGCUAAAGUAUAUUACGAAUUUGCCUGCCCCAACAACUAUAAUGACUCUUGUGCACGUUGGUAUGUUGCAUCUGUAAGUGCAUUCCAUUUUCCAGGUGCAACUCUACAGAAAUUUCCACUUUUUCUCUCAUUAGUUUUACAUUUUGUUUCAUCAAAUUAGAUGAAAAUUAUCUAACAAAGUUACGUACCAAAUUUGAAAUCUCUUACAUAGUCUUGAACUCUUUCUUAGGUUUUGUAUCGCUUUAAGGAUCACGCUGUAAGGAUUUUCAUGGAAACAACUGCACGGUUCAUUCAGUGUCGAUGUUAUGCUGUCUUAUUCUGUUUACAUGUAGUUUUAUUUUCUUUUCUUAUAGUACAUUGCAGUGCAAGUGAUUGCUUGGAAGAAAAAUCUGCAGUUUUGAGUUCUGUGAUUGUAGAUGGUACAAGAAACAACAAUUUAGUCUCUCCUAAUGGAGUGUUCGAGCUGGGAUUUUUCUCCCCCGAUAAGAAGAACAGUAAGAGAAGGUAUUUGGGUAUAUGGUAUCUUAAUCAUUCAAAUCCCAAGGUAAUUGUUUGGGUUGCUAACAGAGAUAAACCCCUGCGAGGAUCCAAUGGCUUGCUUGUAGUCGAAAAUGGUAAAGCUAAGGUAUUGGAUAGAAAAGGCGCUACAUACUGGUCAACUGAUGUUUCUUUUACUAAGACUGCAAGUUUGUGUCUUCAGGAUUCUGGUAACUUAGUUUUAUCUUACAGGGGGACUCGCGGAAAGCAGUUUUCUUGGCAAAGCUUUGAUCACCCAACUGAUACAUUUCUUCCAGGGAUGAAAAUCGAAACAUUGAAUUUGACAUCAUGGAAAACCCAAAAUGAUCCAACACAGGGAAAGUAUGUGUUCUUAUGGAAAAUUCAAGGGAGCAUAAAGAACAAAUUAGUUAUUUUGAAAAAUCAAUCACAGCAUUAUUGGGAGAACCAGGUUUUACCUUUUGAUCAAGUACCUGAAAAUUUGUUCACAUUAUUGCUAAACACGCCUGAACAGAAAGGCUACAAUAAUACAAGGUUGGUGAUGAAGUCCACUGGACAGAUUCAAUUUUGGAAAUGGGAAAGUGAGCGAGGAUGGAUCAUGAAUUGGGCGGAGCCAAAGGAUCAGUGUAGUUUAUACAACAGAUGCGGAAAUUUUGGCAGUUGCAAUAGUAAUAAUGGGCGGUUGUGUAAUUGUUUGCCUGGGUUUACUGCUAGUUCACCAAAGAUGAGGAAUACAGGUAACUUUUCCGAGGGCUGUAUCCCACGGUCUGUAUCCUGCAGUAGGAAUUACUCUGCAGAUGUGUUUUUGAGGAUGCCUAUGAUGAAAGUGAGCAUCCCAAAGACGAAUUUGACGAAUAUCGGAGACUGCAGGACUGCUUGUCUUCAGGAUUGUUCUUGUUUAGCUUACUCUUGUGGUGUUGCUAAUUGCUCUGGAACAUCAAAUGAGAGUUGCUUGAUGUGGUACGGUACUGAAUUGAAUAACUUGCAGGAGGAAUAUUCUGAUGGGCUAACUAUCUUUGUCCGCAGUUCACAAACUGAUAUAGAAUCAACUUCAAGAGACUGCAAGCCUUGUGGAACUUAUUCCAUCCCCUACCCCCUCAGCACUUCUGCUGAUUGCGGGGAUUUAUCAUACUCUAACUUUCAAUGCAAUAUGACAACAGGGCAGCUUUACUUCGCAACCUCUGAGGCCAUAUUCAAAGUCACCUCAGUUAAUCCUGAGGCAAAAAGAUUUUCGAUUCAAGUCAGGCAUAGAAGUAGGUGUGACAACAGAUCUGCAGCCUCAUUUUUAUCACCCAAGGAUUCUUUUCUGUACAGUGUUAAAAAUUGCAUGGUUGUGAAGGAAAAGUCUUUUUCAGAAGUUCAUCAUUCUUUCAUUGAAGUCGAAAUGGACUGGAAACCACCAUCAGAACCUUCUUGCAAAGAUUCCUCAGAGUGUCGUGAUUGGCAGCAUACUACUUGCAAAACAGUACGAGGUGGUAAAAGAAGGUGCGUUUGUGGAUCAGAUUAUCACUGGGAUGGCUGGAAUUUGAAAUGUACCAAAAAAGCGACUUCUCCAAUCAAGAUAGUGUUUUCUUGUAUAGCAUUGGGAAUGAUUCUCUUCAGCGGCAUAUUCUUUAUCAGUCGUUUUAGGCAAACAGGUGCUUAUAAAGCUGGUUCUAUUUGGUUUAAAGGCAAAGAUUCUGAGGGCGUAGAUGUGCCUUUAUUUGACUGGGGAAGCAUACUAGCUGCUACAAACAACUUUUCAGACACACAUAUGCUUGGAAAAGGAGGAUUUGGUGCUGUGUAUGAGGGAUUGCUUCCAAAUGGAAAGAAAGUUGCUGUAAAGAGACUGGCAAAAGGAUCAGUGCAAGGUAUUGAGGAAUUUAGGACCGAGGUUGUAUUGAUUGCCAAACUCCAACAUCGAAACCUUGUAAGGCUUUUUGGAUAUUGUGUUAAAGAAGAUGAGAAAAUUUUAGUCUAUGAAUAUAUGCCUAAUGGAAGCCUUGACUCAUUUUUGUUUGAUGAAGCAUGCUCUAUGUCCUUGGAUUGGAAGAAGCGUUUUGACAUCAUUUUGGGAAUAGCUCGAGGCCUUCUUUAUCUUCACCAGGAUUCGAGACUUAAAAUCAUCCAUCGUGAUCUCAAACCAAGUAACAUUUUACUUGAUGAGGAGCUCAAUCCAAAAAUAGGAGACUUCGGUGUAGCAAGGAUUAUUGAAGGGCAAGAAACACAAGCAAACACGAAGAGAGUAGCUGGGACAUAUGGUUAUAUGUCUCCUGAGUACGCAUACGAAGGGCUUUAUUCAGUGAAGUCCGAUGUUUUUAGCUUUGGCGUGAUAGUCUUAGAGACUGUAAGUGGCAGAGGAAACUCCAGAAACUUCAAGUUUGAGGAUGGUUUAAGUCUGUUGGGACAUGCCUGGCGAUUGUGGAAUGAAGAAAGACAACACGAAAUAAUCGAUGAAACACUCAAUGAUUCGUGCAAUCUAUCUGAUGUAAUGAAGUGCAUACAUGUUGGGUUGUUAUGUGUACAAGAAGAGCCUAAUGAUCGCCCCUCCAUGUCAACCGUGCUUCUGAUGUUGUGCAGCGAAAAUGUCUGCCUCCCUAAUCCACAACCGCCUGCUUUUGUUAGAUGGAAACCAGUAUCAGAAACUACUCCAUCUUCUAGUUCACUGUCUACGAGCUCGUAUGAUCUUGUUAGAACCGUGUCUGCAGAAGGCCGGUAAAUAACAGUAUUCGCAGUUUCUACUUCAAGCCGAGGAAAAAUCAGAGCAACAUAAGAAUAUUUCCGCUUCAUUCCUAUUUUGUACUUCCUCCGGUUUUUUAUGCUCCUCUUUGAUUCUUAAUGUCGUUAGUUAGGCAUAACCGCGUUAGUAUAAAUUAUAAAGAUUAAUUGAGUCAAAGUACACAUAAAGGUGUAUCAAACAUGACUCCACUUGAGAAAGUUUUUUCAUUUACAUUCGGAAAUACAUAUAAUAUAAUAUUUGUGGAUGAAUGGUGAAUAUUAUGCAAAUGUUGCAAGUAUAAAGAUCGGAGAAAGUAGAUUGUAAAUUUUUCUUUUAGUUUGCACUAUUGUUUGUUUUGAAUCCAUGGAACAAAGUAUAGGGUUGGAUGGUAAUGCGAGUGUAAGGUCAAGGUCUCAAGGAGGACUAUGUAGUUUAUAAAUGAGAAAUUUUUUUAUCUUUAUAAUUUAUUGGAAAAACUACCGUGAAUAAUAUAAUAUUUUGUUAAUUUUCUUAUAAUAAUAUCAACUUGAUCAAUCAUGAAUAAUACCAACUUAAAGGGUAUUUUUCUAGAAAAUCUCUAACAUGUUAAAAAUCAAACUAUAGGUAAUUGUAAGACAAAAAAAAAUUUGGUAAAUUAGUUGAUAAACUAAAGUUGAUAUUAUUUUAGAAAAAUACCUCCCUAAGUUGGUAUUAUUCAUGGUUAAUCAAUAGUUGGUAUUAUUAUAGGAAAAUUAACAAAAUGUUGUAUUAUCACGGUAAUUUUUCCUAAUU
Amaranthus tricolor (Joseph's coat) is the source of this 4079-nucleotide messenger RNA. Its product is annotated as G-type lectin S-receptor-like serine/threonine-protein kinase At4g03230. The transcript is spliced from 8 exons. Gene Ontology annotation, molecular function: protein serine/threonine kinase activity; ATP binding. NCBI's taxonomy places the organism in Eukaryota, Viridiplantae, Streptophyta, Magnoliopsida, Caryophyllales, Amaranthaceae. The record is from RefSeq and is a predicted model, not a curated record. The coding region runs from base 384 to 3308 and encodes 974 amino acids. Gene Ontology annotation, biological process: recognition of pollen; protein phosphorylation.